AUGUAUCAACCAGAUUUAGGUCCUCUUGGACAGCGAUACGAACAGUUACAACAGCGAGAAGCUACAUACGCAGAACUGUUCGAGCUGCUGCGUGUCAUGUCGGAGCCAGACGCCAUCGAGGUGCAUCGUCGCAUACGGGCUGGUGAGGAUGUGGCAUCUAUCGUGAGCAAGGUAAAGAAUGGACAUCUUCUUAUACAACUCUCGCUAGCGGCAGAAACUCGUCGCCAGUACGAGUUUCCAUACUCGUUAUCGAUGCCCGUUCACCUUUCUAUGGCAGAUAAUCCGUAUAUGGAUUCCCUUCUCUAUCAGGCUACAUUAGCACAACCCACUAUCCGCAACGGGGUUUUAGAUGAUAAUGGCCAGGCUCAGGACGUCAACGAUGACAACACCAUUGCUCGACAACAGUCUUCUCAAACAUACAACAAACACUCUUCAAUUGAUAAACAAAACUACCAUAUCACAUAUUUGGUACCAUACCAUGCUGCCCAGAUGGUUGAGCCAAUAGUUGAUAAACUUGGAACAACGCCAUGGACAAGGGUCAUCUCUGAUAAUCAGUUAUUCAGACAGCUAAUCUGCUCUUACUUCUACUAUCCCCAUCCUUGUGGUCCCUUUGCACACAAGGAUCUAUUCUUUGAGGAUAUGGCAACAGGUCGAACCGACUUUUGCUCACCACUGCUAGUAAAUGCCGUAUUAUCAAUUGCAAGUCAAAGCGUGCUUGAGAUUCCGAACAGAUCAAAGAUUUGGCUUCCUGAUUCUCUUACCUGUCGAUUCAUGGCAGAAGCAAGACGACUAUGGGAUAUAGAGUCAUCCAAAGAAAGCUCAAUCACAACCAUACAAGCCGCACUGAUAUUGAGUUAUACCACAACAAAUAAUGGUAUGGACGAGAUUGGUGCUUUUUAUGCGAAACGGGCUUGUGAGAUGGGUAAAGACUUGGAUUUGUUCGGACCAGAUAAGCAUGGAAAAGAUACGAGAUUAGGGAAAGCUCGUCUGUUCACCGCAUGGGGAAUCUUUUCAUGGCAAGCCUUGUUCGAUUACUCUUUCUUUCGCCCACCAUACCUAGAGCAUCCUCCGCAAGCUUCGUUACCAAAUCCUACAGUGGAGCCGCAAUGGUACGGGGAGGUCUGGAUACAGUAUCCUCACAAUCCGACACUCGAUCCGCUCCAUGUUGGAUGUAAAUUGCAGACUGAGGCAGCUUUGCAUGCUAUCAUGAACGAGCUUGGAGCGGUACUGUUUCGAAAACCGUCAAGAUCGCUCACUUUGGGCGAAAUUGCUGUUUUCAAACAGAAGCUCAACGAUUGGAAGAAUACAUUACCGGAACCCCUUCAACCAAAGAAGCUGGUCUUUCCUCUUCACUUGACGUUGCAUGUCCAAUAUCACCAAUUGGUUAUAGCAUUCACAGAAGUCAUCAUCAAGUCUGAAUAUGCAGGUAGCCCCGAUAUUUUGCAUCUACAUGCAGGGAAGGCACCCAUGACAGUAUUGAAUGAGGCUAAAAUAAUGCUUGAGACGGUAAUACGUCUCUACUAUGCCCGGCAUGAUUUCAACUUUUAUGAUCCCUGGGUCGCAUUCGCAUUGAUAGCCAUCGGUAACAUGGUCAUCGGCGACUUGGCCGCUGCAUCUAGCCACGACCCGGACAUUGCGUCCGGCUACCGCUCUACUCUAGUUCUGGCUGCUCAAGGAUUAAAUAAGCAGGGUCUGAAUUACCAUAUCAGUAGGCUCCUUGCUAUUCAACUCCAGAAAGCUAUGGAUCCCAAGGAUUUGCAAUUGGUCCAGACGCAUACUACCGCUGCGUACAUAGGAGAGGAUGAACAAGCUCUGAUUGUGGAGCAUUCGCACAGCCAUUGGCCAAUACCCGGAAUGGCUAGAAUCGACGAGGACCCGGAAAAAAAAAGGUUGAAGAAUUUGAUAGUUGGGGUUGAUGACCUCCAAAUAUAG
Messenger RNA from Fusarium coffeatum, 1932 nucleotides. RefSeq lists its product as uncharacterized. The transcript is spliced from 4 exons. Lineage: Eukaryota; Fungi; Ascomycota; Sordariomycetes; Hypocreales; Nectriaceae. Bases 1 to 1932 code for a protein of 643 amino acids. Gene Ontology annotation, molecular function: zinc ion binding; DNA binding. Gene Ontology annotation, biological process: DNA-templated transcription. The record is from RefSeq and is a predicted model, not a curated record.